GAUGGUAUUAUAAUGUGAUAUGGUAUGCAUGCGUAACAAAUGACAGGUAUAUUUUGUGUUCUAGAAUCCAGUGUUUAGUCUUCGUCACUAUCAUCGCUGGAAGAGUAAUCGUCAUCAUCAUGACUGGCAAAAUCCCCACCGGCAAACUGGUUUAACGACAUGGGCGCCCCCGAAGGAGGGUCGCAAUCUGUCAGUCCGCUGAACAAGAAAUCGUCUUCCUCUUCCUCGUCUUCUUCCUCUUCCUCCUCGGGUUCUUGUCCCACGGCCCCUGACAACGACUGGUCGAGCUGCUUUUCGAGCAUCAUGCUGAACAUGUCCAUGUCGAUCUCCUCUCCGCCGUCAUCCGCCGGUGCGGGGAUCUGCGCAGGCACCUCAUCCCAGUCUUCUUCUGAAUCUGACGCGACGUCUUGUGGUGGUAGUGGCGGCGGCGGCGGUGCAGAGGUAGGAAGUGCGAGCUUUGGUGGUGCAGGAAGAGGUUGGGAAUACGAAAAUGAGCUCCCAGGGAGUUCGAGACGUCGUGGUUCAAUGACUGGCACUGGAGCUGGUGUUGGUGUCGGCUUCGAGCGUUUAGCGGGUCUGAGGUCAAAAUCCUCGACGUCGGGAAUAGCCCGUUUGGGAGUUGGUUUGGCUGGUUUGGAUGGCGCGGCUUUGGUCUGUUUCGGCGGAAGAUCGGCUUUGGGUUUAGGAGCUGCUUUGGUCGACCUUGGGACAGCUGAUUUGACUUGUUUGGGAGGUGAUGGAGGUCUUGGAGGAGAAAUGGUCACUUCCCCUUUCUUUUCGUCGUGUUGUGGUCCGAGAGGGAUGUUUUCGACUAGCUCCUCAAGGUCUGCAUCGUUGAGAUCCCGGCGGGUAUCCUUUGUAGGCCUGGGUAUAAGAAGCUGACGGCGGCCGUGAAGGUGCAGACGGCCGGGCUUUUCUACAGGUGCCCCUGUUCGCUUUUCAGUGUAGUCGACAGUCAAGACAGAGUCAAGCUUUUCGAGAGAGAAUC
This is a messenger RNA of Guyanagaster necrorhizus, 988 nucleotides long. RefSeq lists its product as uncharacterized. The record is from RefSeq and is a predicted model, not a curated record. Lineage: Eukaryota; Fungi; Basidiomycota; Agaricomycetes; Agaricales; Physalacriaceae. The coding region runs from base 160 to 882 and encodes 240 amino acids. The transcript has 3 exons.